ACUCCUCUCCAAUCUCCACAUAGCCCUAAUUUCUUCUUUUCCCCAAUUUCAUCUCAACGAUUCGGCGCUGCAACAUCGCAAUUUCGGCAACUCAGAAUCAAUCUUAAAUUCAAAUCUGCAACGUUCCAGCCAUAUCUCAUCAUCGCUCUUCCGUUGAAUAUUCUCUCUUUAGCAGUGGUUCACGAUUUCUCCUCAAUGACGGUCGCACCUAUUUUUCACGUUUUAGCAUCUAACUUGUUUGAAAUGGGGUUUUGGGUCUCUUUAUAUCCAUUUUAUGCUUUGAUGCUUUUGACAUUGGUUCCUAAGUUAAACUUGCGGGGUUUGUUUGGAUGUUUGCAUGUUUAAGUAUCAAUUUUACAGCAAUAGAGUUCCUUAUUUGUUCAUGUGUUCAAACUUUAAAUCAAUGGUGUUAUUUUAUUAAAGACUAGUUCGUUUUUGGUUUUAAUGCAGUGUGAAAUUAAACCUUUCAAGUCUUAUCAAGAGAGCUUCAACAUACAUUACUGUUAAACAAACGUCUUGUCUUCUACUUAUGGAAAUCAACCAUUUUUCUUCAACUCAUGAUUCUCUAGAACAAGUUAUGUUCCAAAACAAACAACAUAGCUUCUCUGAAAUGGGACCGUUGGAAGAGACUAACAAUCCUCCAACAAAGGAGAAUGAAAAAGUAUCAAACUUGUUCAACAAUCAAGAAUUCGAAGUUGGUAAGUUCAUCUUAGAAGAUACCAACUUCGACCCUUUUCAAGAAACUACAUCAACAUGGCCGAAGAAUCAUAAUCACAAAGCUUCAACUCCAAAACCUUUACAAAACAAUACUCAGAUGCCGCUAUCUUUAUCGUCGUUAGAGAUUCUGAGAAACCAUGGAAGAAGAUUCAUGAAGGUAAGUGACAAAAACAUAGUCAAUACUAAAACAUGUUUGGAUUUGGAUCAACAUCAAAAGAUGUCAACAGAAGGAAUAAUAAGAGUAGCUGGAGCAAGGUAUACUCAAUACUCUUCUUCUCAUUGGAGUGAAAGCUCUUGCAUCCAAACACACCCUUAUGGAUUUGAUCUUCAUGGUUUAUCUGAGGAAGACUGUAGAGAUAUUGAACUUGCACAGUUUCUGUUUUCAGCUGCUGAAAGGGUGAGUUUUCAACAAUACGAACGUGCGAAAAAGUUACUUUUUUACUGUCAAUGGAACUCAUCUUUCACGGGAAACUCGGUUCAAAGAAUCGUCUUUCAUUUUGCACAAGCACUUCAAGAGAGAAUAGAGAAAGAAACGGGAGGAAUGAUUAAAGGGUCGGGGAAAAAUGAAGAAAGUGAGUUACUUGAGAAGAUGGAUACAAAAAAAGCACUUGUGUGUCAUCAAAAAAUCCCUUUUAAUCAAGUUAUGCAAUUCAUUGGUAUACAAGCUAUAGUUGAACAUGUUGUGUUUGAAACUAAAAUUCAUUUCAUAGAUUUUGAUGUAAGAAGUGGGGUCCAGUGUAUAGCUUUGAUGCAAGCAUUGGCUGACAGAAAAGAUUGCAUGGUUGAGAUUUUUAAGGUAACAACAAUUGGAUUCAACUCAUGCAAGAACAAGAUUGAAGAAACAGGUAAAAACUUAGCUAGUUUUGCCGAAUCAUUGAACUUUCCCUUUUUAUUUAAAGCCGUUUUAGUAGAAGAUAUGUUAGAGAUCAAACAAGAUGAUUUCGAAAUCGAAGAGGAUGAAGCUGUUGCUGUUUACUCUCCAUAUUUUCUAAGAACUUUGAUUUCAAGACAAGAUUGUAUGGAAAAUUUGAUGAGAGUUUUGAGAUGUAUCAAACCAUCUAUAAUGAUUGUCCUUGAGAUUGAAGCAAGUCAUAAUUCGCCGUCUUUCGUGAACCGAUUCGUCGAGGCAUUGUUCUUCUACUCGGCUUUUUUCGAUAUCGUUGAAACGUGUAUGAGCGAGGAGGACGAGUGUAGAAUGAUAACAGAAGGAAUAUUAUCUGCAGGGAUAAGAAAUAUUGUUGCAACAGAAGGUAGUGAAAGGUUUGUUAGAAAUGUGAAAAUUGAUGUUUGGAGAAGGUUCUUUGCAAGGUAUAGGAUGGUUGAAACUAGGUUUAGUGAGGCAUGUCUUUACCAAGGUGAAUUGGUUGUAAAAGAGUUUGAUUAUGGGAAGUUUUGUAAUGUGGAAAAGAAUGGGAAGUGUUUGAUUUUGGGAUGGAAGGGGACUCCAAUGCAUUCAAUUUCAGCUUGGAGGUUUCUUUGAUGAUGAUCUUCAAUCUUCAUUCAUUUGUGAUAUAUAAUGCUAAGUUCCCUUUUUCAAGUAACAAUUUAGUAAAAUUUGACUUUAUGUAAAAUGUGUCAAGUUAAUGUUUUCAUAUUUGAACUUAUAACUUGUAUGUGUUAUUUAUUUUAUAACUUUACAUUAUAGAAGGUAGGGAUUAUAUUUGCCGGCC
This is a messenger RNA of Lathyrus oleraceus (garden pea), 2387 nucleotides long. RefSeq names its product DELLA protein RGL1. The transcript is spliced from 2 exons. The coding region runs from base 530 to 2197 and encodes 555 amino acids. NCBI's taxonomy places the organism in Eukaryota, Viridiplantae, Streptophyta, Magnoliopsida, Fabales, Fabaceae. The record is from RefSeq and is a predicted model, not a curated record.